This is a messenger RNA of Rotaria sp. Silwood1, 2367 nucleotides long. The record is from the annotation of a GenBank genome assembly. Lineage: Eukaryota; Metazoa; Rotifera; Eurotatoria; Philodinida; Philodinidae.
AUGGCAAUGAAAGACACAAAUGAAUCAAGGUGUAAAUUCAUUCGUAAAAUAGUUGGACUGAUUUGGAUUGUUAUUGAAGCCAAUCUAGUUGCAGGAAAUAUAUUUGGAUUUGGAUCUUUAUUCAGUGUAUUACCUCAAUAUGGUAUAUAUGAAUCUCGUUGUAAAAUAAUAUCUGAAAAAAUUAUAUCAAAUGACACUAAAACUAUAACAAAAGAUUGUCGAGGACAAAUUGAUGAAUAUCAGUUUGCUUUUGCAUUAGGUAUUGGUUUUUAUAAUUUGCCAGCUGUUGUUGUUGGAGUGAUUAUAUAUAUUUUUGGUCCACGUACUGUUAAAAUAAUUGCUAUUAUUUUUCAUUUAAUCAGUUGGUUAUCAUUAGCAUUUCUAGCACCUGGUUAUGAUUGGCUUAUUCUAUCACAUACAAUAUUUUCAGCUCUAGCUGGAAUUUGUGUUUUACUGUCAUCAUUUGCAAUAUCAGCGAAUUUUACUAAAACACGAGGUUUAGUUACAGCAUUGAUAUCUGGUGCUCAAAUUGGUGGUUCUGUUUGGUAUGCAAUUUUUCAAAUUUUGAUUGAUAGAAAAUGGAUUUCACUAUCGACAUUAGGAUUUAUUUGGGCUUCCUUUUCAAUCUUGAUGUUUGGUAGUGCAAUGUUUUUUCUUGAUUGGCAUGUAAAAUGUGGUAGUGCAUCGAAUAAAACAAAAUCAUCAACAACUGAAGAUGUUACAAUAAAUACAUCAGAAGAUUCUUUAGCUCAAUAUUUGACAAAUCCAAUUUUUGUUGUUGUAACACUUUUUCUUAGUUGUCUUCUUCUUACUGUAGCAUAUUUACCUGUAAUUUGGUUUCCAUGGGUUAUGCAUUUAACUGGAUAUAAUUUAAAUUUAGCUAAUCAUUUUACAUUCUUGUUUAAUAUGAGUGCAAUAUUAUGUAUAUUUAUUGCACCAAUAUGUGGCUUAAUUAUUGAUUAUAAAGCCGCUCAAGGUUAUUCUCAGCGAAUACUUAAUAUUUCCAUAUUACAAACAAUAUCUUGGCUAGCAACAAUAAUACUUUGUAUUGUUUGUAUGUUUCGAUCAAUAGCUGCUCCUAUAGUUGCUAUAGUGAUUUUUCUUUUUUCACGUACAAUGCUCGUUGCUGGUUGUCAAGCUGUUAUCACUAGAACAUUUCCACCUGAAUAUAUCGGUACUCUCCUUGGAGUAAUGUGGACAACAGCAGGUAUUGUUAGUUUUGUUACAUAUGGUCUAACACGUCUUGCAACAGAUCCAAUAUAUGCUUGGAGAAAUACCGCUUCAGCAUCAUCAUGGUCAAUAAGUUUACCAUCAACAAAUGGCACUCGACAUGUUGUAAUUAUACCUUUUCCAUCAGCAAUUUCAAGAGAAAAAUCUGUUCCUCCUUCACCAUGUAAUGAUUGUUUUCAUUUUCAUACAUUUAAAGGAAAUCGAAUGGUAAUUGAACCUUGUGGUGGACCUGAUUGUGUUGCAAUUAUAAAAAGUCGUAAUUUACGAGAAAUUCAACCAAGUAGAAAAUACGAUUUUGAACAAUGUGGAAUGAUUAAUAAAAAAGAUUAUUCAAUUGUAAAUAAAGCAUUACAGUUAAAAGUCAGCACAAGUGUUAAAAACACCUUACGUCCUGCUGAAUAUCCUUGGCUUGUUCGCAUAGAAAGUCGUUCGGAUAUGCUCUCACGUACAGUAACACUUUGUGGUGGAACACUCAUCCAUCCACAAUGGGUAGUAACAGCUGCUCAUUGUAUGUUUGAUACUAAGAAAGAUAGACCUUAUGCAACAAAUGGCAUCACUUUAUAUAUGGGUCAUUAUGAUCGUGCAAGUAGUAGCUUAAAUGAGCAUAUUGCAAAACCUAUUUUGUAUUUGAUUAAUCCAAAAUUUCGUAUUUCUUUUCUAUCACCAGCACCAAUACAUGAUUUAGCAUUGAUUAAAUUAGAAAAACCUGUACCAUUAUCACAUUCUAUUGGUGUUGCCUGUUUACCAGAACGAACAGAUAAAUUAGCUGAUGGCACUUUAGCAUUUACAGCUGGCUGGGGUCAUGCAUCACCAGAGUCAACAGCUGUUAAUGAACCACGAAAAGCAAGAUUAAAAAUAGCACCAAGAUCGUGUAGAAACUUAAGGAUUAAUCAUAAUUUGCAUAUAUGUGGAAGAAAUGAUCGUGGAAAUAAUAUUUGUAGUGGAGAUUCUGGUACUGGUUUAAUGGUACGUGCUGGUACUAAAUCAAAUAGAAAUCAAACACAAUGGAAAUGGUAUAUAUUUGGUGUAGCUAGUUAUGGCCUUGAAGAAUGUUCACAACAUGUUAAUCAUGAUAAUGCAUUUGCAUCUAUUCCAACAGAUAUUGACUGGAUACAUGAAGUUCUAGAUAAAUAUUAA